Messenger RNA from Carica papaya (papaya), 1007 nucleotides. Its product is annotated as protein LURP-one-related 12-like. The record is from RefSeq and is a predicted model, not a curated record. NCBI's taxonomy places the organism in Eukaryota, Viridiplantae, Streptophyta, Magnoliopsida, Brassicales, Caricaceae.
UACCCUUCACUACAAUCUUAGUCCACCACCCACCUAUAUAACUUACCUUCAACGUUCACAUUUCUUCAACCUCAUCCUUUCUCUUCCCAAAACCAACUUCGGAAAACCACUCAGACUUCGAACAAGAAACUAUUUCAGACACCCUUUUAUUUUCCUCAUACUUCAGUUCAAGCGUAUCAACGAUUUUUGGAAGAAAAUGAAAGAGGGUUUGGUUGUAGAUGGUGGGUAUAUUUUCCAAGAAGAGAAGCAUCUAACUGUGCUUAAAACUUCUCUGUUCUUCGCCGGUGAUGGCUUCACUGUUUAUGACUGUAAAGGUGAGUUAAUCUUCCGAGUCGACUCUUACGGACCCGAUUCCCGCGACAAAGGUGAAGUUGUUCUCAUGGAUGCUCAUGGCAGGUGUUUGCUCACUGUAAGACGAAAGAGGCCGAGUUUGCAUCAACGGUGGGAAGGGUAUCUGGGGGAGAGAUCGGACGGUCAGAAACCGAUCUUCAGCGUGCGGAGAUCGUCGAUAAUCGGACGGUGUGACACGACGGUGGAGGUGUACGGAAGGCCCGGUGAGGAGUAUCUCAUAGAAGGAAACUUCGGGCAACGGUGUUGCACCAUCUUCAAUGCAGUGAAGGAAUCAGUGGCGGAGAUCAGACGGAAAGUGGAUCCGUCAACUAACGUGGUUCUAGGGAUGGACGUUUUCUCUCUUUGCUUGAAGCCCGGGUUUGACGGCGCCUUUGCCAUGGGAUUGGUGUUGGUUCUUGAUCAGAUCUACGGUGAUGAUUUCGUCCAACAUGAUGGGGUUGACGUGGAGCCGUCCGUAGAGGAUUAACUUUUGUUUUUUGUCCUUUUGCUAGGGGCAUAUUUUAGGAAUUUUUUAAAAAAACUUGUGUCCUAUAUUUCUUGUGCUAUUUUGUUUUUGUUAAACCAAUUUGUGAUGAAGAAGAAAAGUUCUAAUUUAGGUUAAAAAAAAUUAUGUCAAAAACUUUAUAAUAAUAAAAAUAAUAUCUUCCACUUCAUUA